UAACUGGAAUGUAAGCCGGUUAACAGCGCCUAACAACUGUGAAAAUUAUUAAAUGAAUAUAAAUUUACAUUGAUAUGUUUCAAAAAACUAUAAUAACCACGCGAUUGUGAUUGUGAUUCUAGCUAAAAGCAGAGGAUCUGUCUCUGCAGCAGUGAUGAUAUAGCAGUGAUGAUAUAUAUGCUAAUUCCGAAUACAUUUGGUGUGGCUGGUCCGCUGACACCGUGUAAUAAGGAGUUUUCAUGGCCCCUUGAACGCUCACGCUUACCAAGCGAGGACAUUUUAAUUGAGAGUGUUGCGAGGAAGGACGACGCCGCUGAUGUCGAUGAUGGCGGUUGGCGCGGUACUUGGCCAGCUGCCGCUCCUUCUUCCGCUCGUUCCGCUUCUCUGGAGCGCCUCAAGUGCGGUCCGACGUCCUCGGUACUCGGCACUCGGCGCCAUUCCUCCUUGGAUUUGGCCAACUGGUUGUUGGGCUGCGGGGUCUGCCUUUCUGCUCAGGUGUUGAUGGAUGAAAAUUCUGAGGGCAACUGCUGAGUGGCGGACACUUGGACGACAAACCGGUGUAUUCAGAGUUAGCCAUGGAUAAGAUCCUGGAAGUUAACCGUAGUUUACGAAGCCCAAGCCAAACUUAACUGCGAGAAUUAAUUCCCUUGUCUAGAGCGGAGAUUAAGUAGGAUAUUCACAUUCAUAUAUUUUAUAAUUUUACUAUGCUAAGUUUACCCUCUUCAAACUGCAUCAUAUAGACAUCACUUUGUAGAAUAUUCUUUAAACUUUGUUUUAAAGUUAGGUAUUAUUAUAAAGAAGUUCACCUUUUGAGCUAUUUUAUAAGUAUAUUAGUCAAAUUGGGCAAAUCCUUAAAAAAGCUGCGAAAUGAGUGCCUAUUUAAAUAAUAUUAAUGAUAACUUAACAGCCACAUCCCUUUGCAUUUCUGAUUGGGUUAAUAAAUAUGCCUAAAUAGUGUGAGAAAACAAAAACAACACGAACAAGCAGGCCAAGAGCAAUUCAUAAGUAAUUUCCAUUUUGGGACCAAGAGGAAAGACAUCAUUAAUUUGCCCUCUGGGGAAAUCGGGGCAAAGGGGGAAGCGACAAUUGCCAAAAAUAUUUACAGGCAAAACAGAAGCUGGCACAACAACAAUCAGCCACCCCAAACCCACCCACUCCUUCCGGCUGCCCACCCACCCACUCACUUUAAGUUCGUUCCCAGCGGAGCAAAAGAAGUCGAAAUGAAAUCAGCAGAAAAUUCAAUGAGCAGCAAGGAGUGGCAUGAGUUCUCGAUUCGGCUUCGGCUACACUGGAAAUAAAACCAUUUAAUAGUUGAGCAUAGUUUUGUGUUCACUUGGUUCUGAAAAGUUUAAUGAAAAUGAUAGGUAUUAUAUUUAAACAAAUUAUUUAAAAAUAUUAUAAUCCCAAUUUUGUGAGAUAGACAUAUGUAUGAAUUUCUUAUAUUUUUAUCCUUUAUUAUAAAAUUGUUACAUAUAAAAAUACUCAUUAUUUUCGGUGCAUUGUUCUCUUGGAGUUUUCCACUGAUAUCAGGCAGUCAGACGCCCUGUCGUCGGUGGUUGAUGGCUGCAAUUGAUGGCUGGCAGGCAACCGCUGCCCCACCCACCCAAAACUCCGACCCGCCGCCGCCCACAUCGUUUGGCUAGCGAAGGGGUUGUGAUGCCAGGACCUUCCUAUUUGCGUGUGUGUGUGUGUGUGCGUAUCAGCUGCUUAAGCCAGAAUUUUGGGGGAGUUCGGCAUGGCACUAGAUGUUAGGAGAGUGCGGGGCGGGGGUGACGUGCAAAUGCCAGAAAAAUAUUAUGUGACAUGAUAAAUAUUGCACACAGGGGGAUUUUUCGAGGCUAUAAACGAGGAUACAGCCGUUGUUGUUGUCAGCAUCAUUGCCGAAAUAAUAUGACAGAUUCAUUCAUGAACCUGAUGAGGAUGGCGAUAAGUUGUUGCUGUGGUUUCGCAUCUUCUGCCAGCUGCGGCGGCACUGGGUGUUACUUGUGGGUGUAUCCUUGUGGGUUAUGCAAAUUGCGAGGGAUUGAUAUGCGCACCGCUGGUUUGGGUGUGCCUAGAACGGUGGGCUGUCAAAAAUAUAGAUAUGAAUUGACCAAGUCCUUGAAGAGGAUUUAAUUAAUUGGGUUUUUUAAGCUUCUAAAGAAUAUUGAAGAACAUUUAAUUCGCGGGUAGAAUCAAAGUAAACUAUAUUUAAGAAAUAAACAAUAUGAACUUGGACCAUUAAAACCCUAUCUUGUUUUUAAAUUCUGUUCAAAAAUCAGUUCAUCAUCAAAAGAAAUUUUCCUCACUUAUGUCAUAAAAUAAAUGUAUAAAAAUGAAACAGUCAUAGUUAAUAA
Messenger RNA from Drosophila simulans, 2336 nucleotides. RefSeq lists its product as uncharacterized. Lineage: Eukaryota; Metazoa; Arthropoda; Insecta; Diptera; Drosophilidae. The transcript has 2 exons. The record is from RefSeq and is a predicted model, not a curated record. Bases 169 to 531 code for a protein of 120 amino acids.